Balaenoptera ricei (Rice's whale) is the source of this 3543-nucleotide messenger RNA. RefSeq names its product cytidine deaminase (gene CDA). The coding region runs from base 108 to 548 and encodes 146 amino acids. NCBI's taxonomy places the organism in Eukaryota, Metazoa, Chordata, Mammalia, Artiodactyla, Balaenopteridae. Gene Ontology annotation, molecular function: zinc ion binding; cytidine deaminase activity. The transcript is spliced from 4 exons. Gene Ontology annotation, cellular component: cytosol. The record is from RefSeq and is a predicted model, not a curated record.
UCUCGGCAGGGACACUCCCCGGGGGAGGAGCUGCUGUCGCGGUGGGGCCCAGCCCACACUGGCUGGGAGCUCCCCUUCUGCUCCUCCGCUGGCCCCAGGGGACCGACAUGGCCCAGAAGAGUCCCAGCCCCGCCCUGGAGCCCGAGCACGUCCAGCGGCUGCUGCUCUCCUGCCGGGAGGCCAAGAAGUCCGCCUACUGCCCCUACAGUCGCUUCCCCGUGGGGGCCGCCCUCCUCACCGGGGACGGGAGAGUCUUCUCGGGGUGCAACAUAGAAAAUGCCUGCUACCCGCUGGGCGUCUGUGCUGAACGAACCGCCAUCCAGAAGGCCAUCUCAGAAGGGUACAAAGAGUUCAGGGCAAUUGCUAUCUCCAGUAACUUGCAAGAUGAUUUUAUCUCCCCAUGUGGGGCCUGCCGGCAGGUCAUGAGAGAGUUUGGCACUGACUGGGCUGUCUACAUGACCAAGCCAGAUGGCACGUACGUUGUCAGGACAGUCCAGGAGCUGCUGCCUGCCUCCUUUGGGCCCGAGGACCUGCAGAAGAUCCAGUGAGGGAUGGGGAACACCCACCGCCUGGGAGACCCUGGGUUCCCACACGUGCUUAAGGGGACAGCCACCCAGAGAACUUCAUGAAGACGGACUCACAGACCUGGGGACGCCUGCCUAGUGGUCCCCAACCCCACAGGCGCUGGGCAGAGAUGACUUUUCCAAAUUACACUCAAGCACUGGGGUUUCUACUGAAGUGAUACAGGGUUUCACUCCAGCCUGGGCCACAGCCCCUCCUUGCAACCCUCCUUGUCCUCCCUAGGACUCAGAGCACCCCGACCCUCUCUUCCUUCCUGUGGGCCCUCUUUCAAAUUCCAGCCAAGUCUGUGCUAUCCUGCUUGGUUCUAUCCUAUCUAAGGUUCUAUCCUGCUUGGUUCUAUCCUAUCUAAGGUUCUAUCCUGCUCUGAGCGACUUUUCUAAUUCUAACAUUACAGAACAUACUGAUUCAGGAGAGCACGUUUUGCUCUGUCUCAAUCCUUGCUGUAGCUCUUAGGAGGGGCAGGGUGAUUUGUCUUUAUAGAAAGACCUGGAUUCUUUCUUCCAGGAGAGGAAACAGGCACCUUGGACCUGUGUAGCUGGUGUGGAGAGCUGAGUUUUUAGGCUUCUUGCCCCUGCCUUCUCCAGAUGGGAGGCCACUGGGCUGGAUCUUACUGCCAACGGCCAUUUCUAGAGUCGUUCUGGGCUCGGUUAGACCGGGGCACUGGGUGCUGUCACCCCCAACUAUAAAGGGGGAGGCGUGAGUUUGUCUAGACAGCAUAGCAAAUGUCUCUAUGAGGACCUACUCUGUGUCAAGUACUUUUGCGUGGAUUAUUUUGUAUUUAAAGUACUUGACAACUUGGCGAAGUAGCUAUCUCCCCCUUCUUACAGAUGAGGGCCCUGGUUGAGUAACUUGCUUUAGGACUGCAGCAAAAUUCAAACCAGAAUCCAGGUCCUGUAACUCCCACUGUGGUCUAGAAACAGUGCCUGCUCUUUGCCAUGCGCUGUGAUGUGGCAGAUCUGGAAUUUGAACCAGGUCUGUCUGACUCUGAGUGUUUUUUCCAUUCUCCCACAGCUGAUGUCUGGCUGCCUUUAUUUACUGAGUCUCUUUUAUAUGCCAAAUACUGCAGAGAGAAAGAUGUAUAAGAAACAGUCUCUGCCCUUGAGAAACUUGCAGCCUGACGGGGAGAGAGAGGUGCAAACAGGACUAAUGCACAGAAAUACACACUGUGGUCCAGGCGGGUACCAAGUGCAGGGUGGGCAUGGUUACGGGGGGCAUGCUGCCUUUUGGGGAGUGAGGAGGCUCAGGAAGGGGACUGUCUGUUGGUACAAUUAGGGAGGUGAGGACUAAAUAAGGGAAGGAGCUAGGCUGGCCCUGUAAAGGGGGCUGACAGCUCUGGGGGUCCUCCCUGGAGGAGUUGGCCUUGGGGUGAGCUUUGGUGGCUGGGGUACGAAUAGGGUGUAGAUUUCCUCUUUCCCAGGCAAGCAAGUUGCUGAGGGCACAGGAGGUGGACAGGUAAUUCACCCCUUCCCUGGGAGUCCUUUCUACUGAGAUCAGAGCAUCUGCAGGGGUUACUGUCUGGUAAGACUGGCUUUUUCAUUACACACCCAGACCUACCUGCUGCCAACCUGGGAGCAGUAACCAGGAAAUACAGGAAAGUAUUUCCAACAUUGCUGCAUGAUGCAAAACUCCACCCUGCCUUUCUUUAGAAAUGGCUGCUGUGGCCUCCAGCACACUCUUCUGAAUGUUCUCAAUAAAGAGGAGUGGAGAAAGAAAAAGAAGAAAGGAAGGUGAAAGAAAAUAGGCCAAGAUGUUAACAUCAGUUAAACUUCUGCUUGAUGGGGAUCUAGAUUAGUGGGGUUUUUCCUUUGUACAUGUCUGUAUUUUUUAAAUUUCCAAAACAUUUUUUUUCUAUUUAACAAGAAAAAAAUGGUAUAGCACAAUGGUUAAAAGUUUGAACUUCAGAGUUGAACAGCCUCCAAACUGUGUGGCUUUGGGCAAGCGAUUUCAUUGCUCUGAGUCUCAAUUUCCUCAUCUGUAAAUCAGGGAUGACAGUUCCCAGCGUACAGCAUUGUCGUAUGGAUCAAAGGAAAUAAUGCCCUAUUGAGAGCCCAGUGCUGGGUCCUCAGCAAACUCUUGAUACAUGCCACCUGUUCCUUUUAUUAAGGGUGACAAAUUUGGGUCCUUUGAUGAUGGAUUUGAUUUUUGCAAACAGGCUUUUACAUUCAUUUAACAAUUGUUUAUUGAGUGCCUACUGUGUUGCAGGGCUGGGACCUGACCCUGGGGAUACAAUAGUAAAUAAGACAGAUAAAAUCCCUGCCCUCACAGGGUUCUGUCUACCUGUGGCAAAUGACAUCUAAAUGAUUCUAGUACUUCAUGACAAGGGUCACCCAAGGGGAAGAAAGUGCUCCAGGGGCAGGUCGCAGGAGGAGUGGAGCUUGCCUGAGAAUGGGCAGAGCAGCCCUGAGGAGGGGAUAUUUCAGCCAGGGCACAAGAAGGGUCAGCCCUUUAGGGAAUGGGGUUUGGGGAGGGUCAAAGAAUGAGGACUGUCUGGAGGACAAAGCCCAGUGUUCUUAUACUUCAUGGAAACAGACUGGGGAAGGCAAUUUGCAAAGAAGGAUUCCAGAAAUUAUUUGAACAAUGUCCCCUCGGAAGAAUGACACUCAUUUGGCUGCAGAGAAGCUGGGAUGUUUGUUUAAAAUAAAAGCACUUUCAUUUUGCAGUCCUGCUGUUCUGAGGGCUGUGAUUUCAGAGCAGCACGUGCUCUAUUGUUCAGGGCUGUCUGUGUUUUUUAGGACUCUAAAGCUGAGUCCCAGAUUCCCAUGGACAUGUUCCAAUAGAAGCAUGUAUAUUUCUGUGGCUCUUGCCAGCUUCUGCUAAUUGCUUAUGUAAACUACAAGAUUCUUUAGGAUUUCCUUUUGGGAGGGAGAAGGGCACAACUAUGAUUGACGGAUGCCAGGGGUACUUUGGGUGCCUGUGUCAGAAAUGAAGCCAGAAAAUGCUGUUCAAGAAUAAAUAAUGGAA